GUGGGUUCCACGGCGAGGGAAGGAGUGACCGGGACACCGAGGAUGGACGCGCAGACCUGGCGCGUGGGCUCUCGCUGUCUCCUCCUGCUGGCUCUCGUGGGGUCUAUCCGAAGCGAGGGCGUGCAGAGCUGCGAAGAAGUUCGGAAACUUUUCCAGGGGCGCCUGGUGGGACCUGUCAAGGGGCUGCCGGAUUCGCCACGGGCAGGGCCUGAUCUUCAGGUUUGCACAGCCAAAAAACCUACGUGUUGUACCAGGAAGAUGGAGGAGAGAUACCAAGUCGUGGCUCGCCAGGAUAUGCAGCAGGUGCUUCAAACAUCCAGCUCUGCAUUAAAGUUUUUGAUAUCUCGAAAUGCAGCUGCCUUUCAAGAAACCCUCGAAACUCUUAUCAGACAAGCAGAAAAUUACACCAGCAUACUUUUCUGCAACACCUACAGGAACAUGGCCCUAGAGGCCGCUGCUUCUACCCAGGAGCUCUUCACCGAUGUAGGGCUCUAUUUAUUUGGUGCGGAUGUUAAUCCUGAAGAAUUUGUAAACAGAUUCUUUGACAGUCUUUUCCCGCUGGUCUAUAAUCAUCUCAUUAACCCUGGUGUGACUGAGAGUUCCCUGGAAUACUCAGAAUGCAUUCGGACGGCCCGCCGGGACAUUAGCCCAUUUGGUAAUAUUCCCAAAAGAGUGCUGGGACAGAUGGGGCGGUCGCUGCUGCCCAGUCGCACGUUUCUGCAGGCGCUGAACCUGGGCAUUGAAGUCAUCAAUACCACAGACCAUCUGCACUUCUCCAAAGAGUGUGGCAGAGCCCUGCUGAGGAUGCAGUACUGCCCACACUGCCAAGGCCUGGCUCUCACUAAGCCUUGCAUGGGGUACUGCCUCAACGUCGUGAGAGGCUGCUUGGCACAUGUGGCAGAGCUUAACCCACACUGGCAUGUGUACAUCCGGUCACUGGAAGAGCUGUCGGAUGCCAUGCGUGGGACCUAUGACAUUGAACACGUGCUUCUGAACUUCCACUUGCUCGUUAAUGAUGCUGUGAUGCAGGCUCACCUUAAUGGACAGAAGUUAUCAGAACAGGUAAAUAAGAUUUGUGGCCGUCCAGUCAGAACACCCACACAAAGCCCCCGUUGUUCUUUUGAUGGAAGCAAAGAGAAGCAUGGAAUGAAGAUCUCUAUAAGAAACGGUGAAGAGACACUUGCCAACAGAAGAAAAGAAUUUAUCAGCAGCCUUCGACUGUACAGGACGUUCUAUGGGGGCCUGGCUGAUCAGCUUUGUGCCAAUGAAUUAGAGGCCAUUGAUGGACUACCAUGCUGGAAUGGAGAAGACAUAGUAAAAAGCUACACUCAGCAUGUCGUUGGAAAUGGAAUCAAAGCCCAAUCUGGAAAUCCUGAAGUCAAAGUCAAAGGAAUUGAUCCUGUGAUAAAUCAGAUUAUUGAUAAACUGAGGCACGUUAUUCAGUUAUUACCAUCUAAGAGAGACAUAUGGUAUGUCAAUGGUACAGCUUAUUAAGGUGUUUGAGGAGGAAAUAUUAAGAAUGUGUACCAGAUGGUAUUUAGCUCCAUAAGAGCACAGAUGAUUACCAGGUAGUUGCUUCUGUCUUUUCUCUUUGAUAUUCAUAUGUAACUCAUAGCACUUGUAGAAACACUUUAAAAAAUACCAAUGUAUUAUCUUUGAGGAUCUCUCUGCAUGUUUUGGCACAAUAGUUUGGUGUUAACUGACUACAUUAUUUCCAACUGAUAAAAAACCCAUUUAAGGUAGAAGGAAAAGACACCCAUCUCCAUGUGUUCCCAGAAUUCCAAUUUAAAAAAAAAAAAACACAAAAAACAAACUGAUGUGUAUGUGCACAAAAUCAAACUUUGAAUAUUACAAAUCUUUUACUGUUACCAUAAGGAUGGUUUUCAUAAUUACAUCAAUCAGUAGUAAAGAAAGAAAAAGGGAAAUGCAAAAAUCUAAAAUACAAAAUCUACUUCAAAAUGUGACUUACAGGAAAGUCUGAUAAAUGAGCUGUAAAAAGAAAUAUGGUCUAUGCUGCAUGGCAGGGAUCCUCACCCCCUGGGAUCUAAUGCCUGAUACUCUGAGGUGGAGCUGAUGUAAUAAUAGAAAUAAAGUUCGUAAUAGAUGUAGUAUGUUUGAAUCAUCCCAAAACCAUCUCCUUGCACUCCCCAUUGAUGGAAAAAUUGGUUUUCCAUGAAACCUGUCCCUGGUGCCAAAAUGGUUGGGGACCACUGUGUAUGGUUUAGGAGGGAGCUUCAUCUAAGGCAAACAACCUGAAAAGACGCUAGGGGUGGUAGCCUGCCAUAGCAUGUGGUGGAGGAAAUUAACAUGGAAAAAUUCAGUGAUGUCUCCAUUAUGCGAAGGUAGCCAGCCAAAAAGUAAUAGCAAGCAAGAAAAUGUUUGGAAUAAGCACUAAAGUUACUAAAUUAGAUUUGUGAAAAUGGGAAAGCCAAAUGCCUUAAGGCAAACUGCAGGUAUGAGACCAAACAAAUCAGAGGUCAAUCUAGUGAUGUGUUUAAUGUUAAAUGAAUAUAACUGCAAUAUAAGCAGUGUAUAUACUUUUCUUUGUGGUUCCUUUUUUCCUAUCAUUCUAUGAUAAACAUGUGCAUUCUUUGCAUACUAGAUUCUCAUUUCAUUGUCAGUCGAACAGAUAACAGGAGCCUUUUGGUUCACCCUUUGGAGAAACUGAUGUCUUGUAAUGUGGACUGAGCUAAGGGACCAGCCUUUAUUUAAAAUCACCAGCUGAGGCAGAGUCUCCUCCACUGAAAAUAUACACCUGCUUCAUCUGUAAGCAUCAGUGGGAGCAGCCUUCCUAGAGAGAAACUGAAACUCGGCCUUAGCAGGCUCAGGGCUGGGCCCCAUUAAUUGCACUGAAUUUGGGAUACUGGCGCUUUUCACGGUAAGUUUCAAUUUGCCACAACUUUCAUACUCCAACCUUAUUUCCUGUCACACAAACACAGAACUGUUCUCUCAUUACUAAAGCUGCCAGUUUUUUGUUUUUUUUUUUUUUUCCCCUCAUGGAUUAAUGUCCCUACCCUGCUAUUCCUCCAGGCAGAAAUGAAAUUCUUAGCUUUAUG
This is a messenger RNA of Odocoileus virginianus texanus, 3056 nucleotides long. NCBI's taxonomy places the organism in Eukaryota, Metazoa, Chordata, Mammalia, Artiodactyla, Cervidae. The record is from RefSeq and is a predicted model, not a curated record.